GAACGUCGUCGCGGGUGUAGACGCAACGAGUCUGUCAGUCGCUAUCGUGACAGUAGGUCGAGCGUGUGUUGCGCGUCUCGUGCCGUGAAUCGUGUUCUCGUGAUGUCCAGGUGGUGGAUGGUGGUGCUCCUGGCGGCGGGGGCGGCGGCGGCCGGCGGGCGGCUGCCGCGCACCUCGCUGCCCGCGUCGACUGCCGCGCCCGGCACCUCAGCCGCGCCGAAGUUGCCCUCCAGAAACAUUACACUCUCUUCCCGGAAUUCUGUCCGAAAUAGGGAGCAGUAUAUUUUCAAUGUAUUUGAAGUCAUUGUUAGCACACUGGAAACAAAAUUACAGAGAAUUGAAAACUUAGACAAGGCUGUAGAGCAUCUUAUGAGAAGAGUUGAAGCUCUCGAUUCGAGGGUAAAUGACAACAUUCAUAAAACGGACGCUAUCAUUUCGAAACUUGGUAAUCUCGACCUAAAACUGUUUAGACAUGUUCCUGAAGGUGACGAAACGAGCUUCGCUGAAACUAGCACUAAAAGACAGGUAGUCAAUAGAAUUAGUGAUGCUCAACUGCUAGACCGGAAACUCGAAUCACUGGAUCAAAAAGUUUCUGACAUUGAUUCAAAAUUGGUUGGCCUUAAGAACCAGAUAGAUAACAAUUUCCUGCCCGUGGACGAUAUCAAUGCAGAAGCGAGUGAAAAAAAGCCCAUAAGCCUCAAUGUUAUUGAAAUUGCUAAAGGACUCAAUACCGAGGUUAUUAAUGAAAUCACAAAAGAAGUAGACCAGCUUAGAACAUCAAUGUCGACUGUCGAUCGUAAAUUACAAUUUCAUAUUAACCUCGUAUCUGAAAAUUUAGGUAAGGUCUUGUACAUGAUGGCCGACGUGCAUGCCGCCAUAGUGGAACCCGAAACUGCUUCUAUCAACGUUAACAGUCUGUUUAAAAACCGGACAACUACCAGCACGCCAGCUCCGGCACUAAAAGGCAGUAAAAUCGAUACCCUCGUUAAUAAAAUUAUUCCCAUGAUGAGUGUAUCGGAAAAAAUGGACGAAGUAUGGGAUGUAGUCGUUGGAACCAAAAGCUCAGUCGAUGAUUUGGUUCCUAAGUCGGAUGAACUUCUGACACAAACUCAACGGCAAGAACGGGCUAUCGGUCAAAUUCACAACGAUUUACGAGUAAAAACCAAUCUUAUAAUAGAAAACUUGGACAUGGUUGAGAAAAGGUUAAAAAAGCAAGAAGAUGAUGUAGCAACGUUGGCUCAGAGGCCGGUGCCCGCAGAACUGCUGCUGGACCCGACCAUCGACCGACUUGUGGAGUACGCGCCCAACAGGUUCCGCGCCGACGACCCCGCCACCGAGCCCAGCACCAGCACCGUCGCCGCCACCACUAUGCCCGCCUCUACUGUUGUCAACAGCCCGAGCACUCCAAGCAGCUCGAGCACCGCGCCGGGGCCGGCGGGCGCGGGCGUGGCCGCGGCCGCUAUCGCAGGCGCGGCGGCCGGCGCGCGCCCCGCCAGCCGCAAGGGUGGCAUUAUCUUCCCGAGUGUCAAGAACAAGCCCAUCAUCGGCAAUAACACCUUCGCUUCGGAGAUCGUCGCCAACUAUAAAGACGUGAAAGGCUAUUCUUGUGUGGACCUCUUGAAUGCAGGUAUGCGGGAGUCGGGAGUCUACUACUUACAAAUCAGGGGCACAACUUACUGGUUCCUCAAAGUAUACUGUGAACAGAACGUCGCUGAUGGUGGCUGGACUGUUAUCCAUCGGCGUGACGACUACGGAGCACUGGCCGAGAACUUCAACAGGGACUGGAGCGACUACAAGAACGGGUUCGGCGAGCCGAACAAGGAGUUCUGGCUCGGCAACGAGAACAUCUACAUGCUCACCAACAACGACGACUACAUGCUCCGCGUCGAGCUCGAGGACUUCGAUGGAAACAAAAGAUAUGCUCAAUACUCGCACUUCAAGAUAUAUUCCGAAGCUGAGUACUACAAACUUGAAAUCGAUGGUUACGAAGGGAAUGCCGGAGAUUCUCUGAACGACCCUUGGUACGGAUCCAACAACAGUCCCUUCUCGACAUACAACAGAGACAACGACAGGUCGUCGUUGAACUGCGCGUCGAUGCUGAAGGGUGGGUGGUGGUGGAAGUCCUGCGGCCGGGGCCUCAACGGGCUCUACCUGCACGACCCGCAGGACCUCACCGCCCGACAAGGGAUCGUGUGGUUCCGCUGGCGAGGCUGGGACUACACGCUGAAGCGCGCGUCCAUGAUGAUCAAGCCGCGGCCGCUGCAGCCCAACACAUGAAGCUACUCCACGCCCUUUGUUUAACACUUCCUUUCAAUCGCCACCUUUAUUCAUCGUAACAGUUUCGGCAACUGAAACUGAAUCGUAAUAUUUAGUUGACGAUUGAAUAAAUUCAAACGAGUGUCUUAUGUUCGUGUUGCCUAUUAAUACUAAGAUUUAAACGAUACUAAAAUUGCCAAUUUGUUGGUGCUGUAGAUAUUAAGCUCUUGUACGGGCUUUGAGAUGUAAUUCGCAUUCGAUCACUCAAUACCGCCUUUGUAAAGCAAUCAUCAAAAUCAUUUGGAAUUUAUCAUUCAUUGUCAAUGGAUCAAGUAAUGUAUCGGUCUGUGAUAUAAAAUAAGAAUACAUUUUCCAACAAUAAUAAUUUACGGUCUCUUCGUUGUUUGUUCGGUCGGACCCCACCGACCUAUAUAAAUAUGUAUAGGUUUUAAUCAAACGUGCCUACGUUGUCAUCGAUGGCAUAGGACCUAGAGGCAACUCAUCGCUCAAAACUAUUUUUCCUGAUUUUCUGUACAUAAUUUCUUCUCUCUCAAUCAUCUAUCUAUUCAUCUCUUCAUCGCCAUUCAAUAAUGUAUAAGUCAUAAUUAUUACG
Molecule: messenger RNA, 2869 nt
Organism: Cydia splendana
Lineage: Eukaryota; Metazoa; Arthropoda; Insecta; Lepidoptera; Tortricidae
Product: angiopoietin-related protein 2
Exons: 8
Coding region: 103-2277 (724 amino acids)
Source: RefSeq, a predicted model, not a curated record